Molecule: messenger RNA, 1890 nt
Organism: Exophiala aquamarina CBS 119918
Lineage: Eukaryota; Fungi; Ascomycota; Eurotiomycetes; Chaetothyriales; Herpotrichiellaceae
Exons: 9
Coding region: 1-1890 (629 amino acids)
Biological process (GO): DNA-templated transcription
Molecular function (GO): DNA binding; zinc ion binding
Source: RefSeq, a predicted model, not a curated record
AUGUACAAACUGCAGGCAGAAGAAGUCGCGAGUAAGCCUGCUGAAAACCGUUUCAUUGCUCAAAAGUCAAUCCCAAUGACCAUUAUCCUUAGUGUGACGGAGAACAGCCCUCUUGUUCCGGUUGCUCCCAGGCUCAAGUUGCUUGCGAAUAUCGGUGCAUUCCCGAGCAGGAGAGAACACGAAGCCAAAUUCGAGGUCGAUCCUUUGCAAGGGACAGAAAGCGUGUUGCAGGUGCAAGACACGGUUUCGGUACCUCAGCCUCGGACUUCUGGCGAAGCCGCUGGUGUUUUGGGGCGCACACCAGGAACAAAGCCUCUCUCACUGAGCGAUGAACCAAAUCUAGAGUUAUCAGACGAGGAGGCUAGAGUUGACACACUUGCAACCGGCACGUUCAGUGAUGAAAUUGAGACAGAUAUUGGGCAUUUUGGACCAAGUUCCAACCAUGAGUACUUUCGCACUUUGUCGGGAAUCUUUGCACAUUUAGCCCGUGAUGGACUCUCAACACAGCCUAACACCCUCAAUACUUGGUCAGUUCCUCGAAACCUAACAGCAAGCGUUGCGGAUCGGCGCUUCCACUGCUCGGGUGCCCUAGACUAUAUGGCGCUUCCGGACGACCAUACAGCCAUGGCGCUUUUUAACCAAUUCUUCACAACAAUAGCAUUGACAAUGCCAUAUUUCAGUAAACCCACACUCAUACACGAGUACACAAGGUUGAAAGGAGGGCGAUGUCAAGACUUCGACAGGGUCCAUAGAGCCUUGUUCAACAUGAUCUGGGCUCAUGGUUCAAGCUCAGUCGACUCGGAUGAUUCUGAAGUAUACUACCGCAGGGCAAUUGGGCUUCUGGACAGUCUUACGAUCCGCAGGACCAGUCAAGAGAUGGUACAAGUCUGUCUACUUGUAACCGCAUUCCAGCAAAAUAAUCGGCGUUCCGUUACGAGUUGGACCUUCCAUGCUCUGAGCGUGAAGGCAGCGUUUCAGCUUGGUCUUCAAUCUCAAAGCUCAUACCAAAGUUUGAACUCUGAGAGUCAACAAUUGAGAAAAAGACUCUGGUUUGGUGUCCUGAAUCAGGACAGACUUCUCUCGGCUGCAUUGGGGCGGCCCUGUCUCAUACCCAAACAGCAUGCAAGAAUCGAGCCAGACGACCCGAAACCGACCACAAUCUACCUAGAUGCUGUGAGUCCUGAUCGUAUCGAGUCUUGGACUUACUUUCGGCAGGUCAUAUCAAUUUCUUCCAUCAUUUCUGAUGUAAUAGAGGUGUUGUAUGAUCACAAUAUUGAGGCAACUUAUUCAAACAUAGACAACAUAGUUAUUCGAAGGCUGGAACUGCAUCUGGAUCUCGAAAGAUGGCGAGUCGUCCUCCCAGUCCUCCAGAAUGACUUUACGGCAGCGAAAGAACUCGCCAGUAUUGUUCAGGCUGUUCAGACCUUCGGGGGAAGCUUUUUACCUCGUUACGGAGCUUGGUUUCUUGCAAACUACUCAGUUUUUACUGCAAGCAUACACCUCUUCGGUGUCCUUCUGGCCUGUGCAAGACGCCCAGAUUUACUAUCAACUUCCAAUAUCAGCCUUGCUGAUGUAAGGGGUUUUCUCAAUGAUGCUCUUGGCACAUUGCAGAUCGUGGGGCAGGAUAGCCUCAUGAGCCAAAGAGGCAGCAGUUGCUUCUUCAAGUUUCUUGAGCUAUUCGACUCCUUACUGUCUUCAGUUAGGCCUGAGGCUGUCUGUGAAGAGCAGAGCAUUUCGUUGUGUAAUCCCGGCCUUCUCAAUCCCCAACCGCCUCCAGAAUUUACCUCGGGCUCCAUGUCAAGUUAUAUUGUUCAGGCCGCGGAUGAGUUUCUCUUCCAGCACAGUGAAAGCGACUAUUUAUGGAACAACUAUGGCUUCCCGUCACAAUAA